Molecule: messenger RNA, 3310 nt
Organism: Ceratitis capitata (Mediterranean fruit fly)
Lineage: Eukaryota; Metazoa; Arthropoda; Insecta; Diptera; Tephritidae
Product: protein FAM151B
Exons: 5
Coding region: 298-1203 (301 amino acids)
Source: RefSeq, a predicted model, not a curated record
AUAAUAUAGAAAAUUCAAUUGUAUACAAACUUUCCAAGCACGGGGGUAGUUGUUUGCUUGUUCAUUAGUAAGCGGAAAGGCAGAAAAGACGAACUGUCAACAGCGGCGACCAACAACAAUGUCGAUGUGAACGCAUUACCUGCGGCUGCAACGCAAAACUACGAAAGCAACAACAACUACAGUUUCCAUUACUACUAUAAUCUAACAUUAGCAGAUGGAAAACUGGCUGAUGAAAGCAACUCUAGCGGUCCGGCGAAGAAUUUCAAAUUGAAUUUGCAAAAUCACCUGCCAAUCAUAAUGGAGCUGAAUGAUAAGGCAAAUCUCACCGCCAUCACAUGGGCGCAUGCGGUGAAUAGUCAAAGCGAGUUGAAUGAAGCGCUCGAGAGUGACAUCAACAUGAUUGAGGCGGACAUCGUGCUUGGCAAGCUCAAUAAUACCGGCGAUGAUAUGCCAGUGAUGGCGCAUCCGCCAGCCAAUUCCUCAGAUCUCACACUGACCGAAUUCUUAUUGCGUAUUUUGGAGCAUAACGAGGAGCAUGGCGAGGAUGCAAAGGGCGUGAAGCUGGAUUUCAAGUCCAUCGAAGUAUUUGAAGGUUCAUUGGAUAUAUUAAGUGAACUGUUGCCAUUGAUGUCCCAUCCCGUUUGGCUCAAUGCAGACAUAAUAAGCGGUCCAGUCAAUCAGUCAGAUACAGUGCCCGUAGAUCCGGCACGUUUCUUUGCUGGCGCCGCAAAAUUCGAAUCAGCUGUGCUCUCAAUUGGUUGGACCACACGUUGGGGUGCCAACUACACGGAGGGUGCGUAUACGGCGCAGGAGAUCGAUGAAAUGUUGCUGGCGAUUAAGAACAACAAUGUCACCGAAAAACAACAUCCCAUUACAUUUCCAGUACGCGCGGGUAUUGCUGCUAACAGCUUGGAUCAAUUGCAUCGGCUUGUGGCUGCCGUGAAUGAAACGAACGAAAGUUCGCUCACAAUUUGGUCAUCGGCGAAUGAUUUUGUUGAUGUGCAAAAGUUGCGUAAACUAAUUUUCUCCUUCGGUUUUGAUCGUGUCUAUUUGGAUGUGCCCGAUGAGUUGGCUAAUCAAUUGGAAUUGAGUCGUGCUGACACGAAUGAUGCACCGCGGAGGUUACCAUCUUUGCUUAGUUUUAGUAUGGUGAGCGCGUGUUUGUAUUUGGCCAGCAUGUGGUUGAGUCGAGUUAGAUUGUAAGUUAACAAGAUGAGGUAUUUUCUACAAACAUAUUUACAUGACAAUUGCAAACUUCUGACAGCAGAUAUGACAGUCUAUUAUCAAAUAAAUAUAAAUAUUUCACUAAGUAAAGAGCAGUUUCCUUGACUGGGUAGGUUGUUGUUGUUGUUGUUGUUGUAGUAGCGGUUUGUCAACGUCGCUUAGGAACAGGCUGGAUUAGUUUAAGUCAUCGAGUUCUUCUAACGGCAGGUCUAAGAAGCGAGCUGUUACAAAGGCUUCGGACCAGAGGGAGAGGAAGGUUAGAUGUGUUGGUGGUUAGUGUCAGGCGGAGACUCGUUGCUUGCAGGACAUAAAUUAAUAUGUCGUCGUCGAGUCUGGAUAAGAAGAGUUUAAUCUGCUAAAAUAUCCAGGCCAGAGUUGUGUCGGUACUACGCGGGAUUCCCGAGGAAGCUAGAGCUCUUCGUCUGCCAUAGGCGAUGGUUUGAUUCCAUUCACAGGGAGAGAGUUUAUUAAGGUUUCCACGAAUUCUAGGUGAAUGACGUUUUAUGCUUGUCUGUGCGCCUUUUUGUCCAGCGGUUGUUGUAAAUGGUGUUGAUCACAGUUCUUUAGGUCGAGUUCUUCCUUUCUGACAAGCCUGAGUUAAGUGAGGUUCGGCUCCUCCCUACGGUAGCUUCCAAGCAGAAAUUGCUUGCUCAGCGAAGUAUAUGUGCCACCAGUUAAAGAGCACAAUGCUUUGCUGUGCAAGCAAUUUCGGCUACGAAGUGAUGCUCUGACAACAUCAGAAGGUUUCCUGUCACACUCCUGAGGACGGCGUUUUAGCAGGCUUGUAACUUCUUCAACUGCAUUUCGUUAGGCUCCGGCGGCCACAUCGGUGCUGCAUAGUUUACCAACGGCCAAUAACCUUGCAGGUUGCCAGCAAACGUUUGUUUAUCUUUUAACGAUGCGCCGACGGCUAACGCUUUUAGGAUUUUGUUGCUGCUAUGGCGGAGUGAAGAAGUGCAGGCGGUUGAAUGUGAAUUUUGAAAUUUGAUCUCGAAAUUCCACCGAUUAUUGAAGACCACUCAGGUAAACGCUGGCCCAUCUCUUCAAUCUCGGUGGUAAUGAGGAUUCGUCAAUAUCUUAUAGGGGCACUGAAUGAUUGACAAUGCUAUCAGGACAGUUUUCGUUUUUAGUUGAUAUCAUUGCCCAUCUGGGUGUUUAUGGCAUUAGGUGUAGUUGUGGGUUUCUGAACUCUAUGAAAGCCAUGCUGUUGUGCUGCUGGACUUACCAUUUUCCACAUGUCGCGAAUAUUUAGGGCGGUCAGAUACAAGUUGAAGACAUUGGUGAGAGAGUCUGCUCCUUAGGACCAGAAGUGUUUUAAAAUCAUCAUUCUUAUUCCGUCGGGGCGGAUGGAUUUGCAGGCUUGAUCGCGCCAGAGCAGAAUCUACAGGAUAUUAAGUGCAUAUCUCACUUAUUCCGCGUGUGAAUGUCAACUUGAUGCCGAGUGCAGUAGCAGCUAAGAUCGUUGGGUAGCAGAGUCUGUUAUUAACCAGAGGAGAAAGUUUCAGCUACCGAUCGCAAUAUUUUUUUUUCAUAAAACAGCCGCUUAAAAGAGAACUGUGGGGCGGCAUCCUAAGCUCCCUAUUUCGGAAUGAUCAAAAGAACAGCUGGUACGAUGAAGAUUGUCGCGGCUGCAUACCUGACACUACGUUGCACACGGAGUGGGAUAUAUACCAAGAAUUGAAGAAGAAGCUAGACUGAGAAAGUAAAAAGACCGAAAUACAUGCGUAUGACGAGCUCGAGAUGCAUGCCGAUAGGUUUAAUGAAUGAAUGUGGUCCAGCGUAUGCGGAAUAUAUGCAGGGAACACUUCGCUAGCCUGCAGAAUAGCACAUUAAACAAAAAGUCAUUGCAUUCGCAAUUCGGCUCCAACGUUACUAUAGACAGUCUUAACUUCGAAGUUGUAGAUAAUUUCGUCUACUACGCCUACCGACUUUGGACUAAGUAGACAAUUGAAAAGCAAAAUCCUCUCUCGACGAACAAAGACCAAAGUACGCACGUCGCCCAUCGUUUUCGUUCUGCUAUAUGGUGCGGAAGCAUGGACGAUGAUAACAUCUAAUGUUUUUAUUGUUGUUGUUGUAGAAGUUCGCU